GUCGACACUCGCUUUGGUGCCGUAGAUUGACUAGGAUCUUGAACUUAUAUAUCUCCAAGCCGUCCCCGGGUUUGCAACCCGUCCAGAGGUAAGAUUUUGCAGUUCAUCAUGUUCGCCACGAUGAUCGAAGAAAUCCUUGCCGACAUGACGCCCGGGAUGGCGUCCCUUUACAUACUGGGAUUCUUGGUUCUGGUAGGCUUCCUUCGAAAGAUCCAAGUGUCCAUGCACAUCUCACGGCUGGGAUACCGCGCGCCUCUGAUCCGCUUCCGUCUUCCCUACGCGAUGGACUUCAUCAUCGAAUCCGCAAAAGCCAAUAAUACGCAUACGGACCUCCAAUUCUGGUCCAAAGCCAUGUCAACUGCCAAGAAACCCCCGCAGCUCCAGUCCGUCCAGACUGCGGAACUCGACGGCGGCAUCUCCAACCGGGCGAUCUUAACAAAGGACCCGGAGAACAUCAAGGCGAUCCUGACGGGCCAGUUCGCCGACUAUGGAAAGGGCGAGCCCUUCCACCGGGACUGGAAAGAAUUCCUGGGCGACAGCAUUUUUGUGACCGACGGGGAGAUGUGGUCUCGCUCGCGCCAGCUGAUCCGUCCCAUGUUCGUUCGCGAGCGGAUCGUCGACACGGAAAUCUUUGAGAAACACGUCCAGCAUCUGAUCCCCCUCCUCGCGGGAAGCGGCUCCCCCGGCGGCAGCAAGGUGGUCGAUGUCGGCCCCCUGUUCUUCCGCUACACGCUGGACGCCGCCACGGACUACCUCCUCGGCAAUGGCACCGACAGUCUCCAGAACCCGACGACAACGUUCGCAGAGGCGUUUCGAUACGUGCAGAGCAAACAAGCUGAGAUGUUCCGACUUGGCGUCUUCAACGCCCUCGUAUCCAAAAAAGAAUUCCGCCGCAACCUCAAGCUCAUGGACGACUUCAUCCAACCAUACAUCGACCACGUGCUAUCUCUGUCCAGCGACGAGCUAGACCACAAGCUCUCGAAGCAGGAGACCUUCCUGCACGCCCUAGCGCGAUUCACACGUGACCCACGUGUCCUGCGCGACCAACUGGUAGCAAUCCUCCUCGCCGGUCGCGACACGACCGCCGGAACGCUAUCAUUUUGCUUAUUCGAGCUCUCGCGCAACCCAGCGGUAGUAGCCAAGCUGCGCGAGGAGAUCGGCUCGCGCGUGGGACUCGGGGCGUCGGGACGCAAACCCAGCUACAUCGACCUCAAGGAGAUGAAGUACCUCAGCGCGGUACUAAACGAGACAAUGCGAAUGUACCCCGUAGUACCAUUCAACGUACGCUUCUCCCUCCACGACACGACGCUCCCGCGCGGCGGCGGACCCGACGGCCGCGGGCCAGUGGGGGUACGCGCCGACACGCGCGUCAUCUACUCGACGAUGAUCAUGCAGCGCGACCCUGAGCUGUACGAUCCGCCCGGCUCGCCGCACUACUUCGAUCCCGGCCGCUGGAUUCCCGAGAGGUGGCAGUCGGGAUGGCAGCCUAAGCCGUGGCAUUUCAUUCCGUUUAACGGGGGGCCGCGUAUCUGUAUUGGGCAGCAGUUUGCGACGAUCGAGAUGGGUUAUACGGUUGUGCGGAUUUUGCAGGCGUUUGAGAGUAUUCAGGCGUUGCCGGUUACCGGUAAGGAUUGCGUUGAGGAUCCUGUGUUGCGGUUUGAGGUGACGCUUAGUCCGGGGUCGGAGCUGAAUUGUGUGUUUGAGAGGGAUGGCAGUACGGCGAAGGCUUAGGGGGGUAUGAUGGAUUAUGAAUGUGCAGUUGUUUUGAAUAUGAUAUCAGUCUACCUACUACUCAAAUGAAC
Aspergillus campestris IBT 28561 is the source of this 1802-nucleotide messenger RNA. Its product is annotated as cytochrome P450. Gene Ontology annotation, molecular function: heme binding; iron ion binding; monooxygenase activity. The coding region runs from base 109 to 1731 and encodes 540 amino acids. NCBI's taxonomy places the organism in Eukaryota, Fungi, Ascomycota, Eurotiomycetes, Eurotiales, Aspergillaceae. The transcript has 3 exons. The record is from RefSeq and is a predicted model, not a curated record.